AUGCUGCACUGUCUCACCCAGGGCUGGGCAGGGGAAUGGGAGGUGGAAAGGGGGCGAUGCGGGGGAGUGCGUGUUUGUCAGAGGGGAGGUGGGUGCAUGUGGGAGUGGAGGUGGGUGCAUGUCAGAGGGGAGGUGGGAAGGGAGACGGUGUGGAUGACCUGUGGCAGGUGGUGGGAAGCAGGGAGGAGGUGUGUGCAUGAUGCAGGGUUAGAGGGGAGGUGUUUGGGUGGGUGUGUACGGGGGUGGGGGUAGAAAGGCGCGCCCCUCUUGUCUAGUCUGUCAGCAUGCCAGGUCUACAUUCCCACCGCGCCGGCCAGUGAAAAGGGCGGCAAAUAUAUAAACAGGCCUGGCAGGGUUAGAGCCUGCUGGGAGUGAUCGGGGGGAUUUACACCCCGCCGGGCACACAAUGGCACCGCCACAUAACAUACAAACACACACAAUGGCACCGUGGCACAAGAGACCUGAGCCUCCAUAGAUUUGAUGCGUACUGUCUUUUGUUUGGGAAGCGGAGGUUCGUCUAGCCACGGCCUGUGUGUACGAUGCAGGGGGCGCGCCGGGGUGGGUGGGGUGUUGUGGUCCUGAUUGGGUGUGUGUGUGUACAGUGGGGAAAAAAAGUAUUUAGUCAGCCACCAAUUGUGCAAGUUCUCCCAUUAAAAAGAUGAGAGAGACCUGUAAUUUUCAUCAUAGGUACACGUCAACUAUGACAGACAAAAUGAGAAAAGAAAAUUCAGAAAAUCACAUUGUAGGAUUUUUAAUGAAUUUAUUUGCAAAUUAUGGUGGAAAAUAAGUAUUUGGUCAAUAACAAAAGUUUCUGAAGACUUUGUUAAAUACCCUUUGUUGGCAAUGACACAGGUCAAACGUUUUCUGUAAGUCUUCACAAGGUUUUCACACACUGUUGCUGGUAUUUUGGCCCAUUCCUCCAUGCAGAUCUCCUCUAGAGCAGUGAUGUUUUGGGGCUGUCGCUGGGCAACACAGACUUUCAACUCCCUCCAAAGAUUUUCUAUGGGGUUGAGAUCUGGAGACUGGCUAGGCCACUCCAGGACCUUGAAAUGCUUCUUACGAAGCCACUCCUUCGUUGCCCGGGCGGUGUGUUUGGGAUCAUUGUCAUGCUGAAAGACCCAGCCACGUUUCAUCUUCAAUGCCCUUGCUGAUGGAAGGAGGUUUUCACUCAAAAUCUCACGAUACAUGGCCCCAUUCAUUCUUUCCUUUACACGGAUCAGUCGUCCUGGUCCCUUUGCAGAAAAACAGCCCCAAAGCAUGAUGUUUCCACCCCAAUGCUUCACAGUAGGUAUGGUGUUCUUUGGAUGCAACUCAGCAUUCUUUGUCCUCCAAACACAACGAGUUGAGUUUUUACCAAAAAGUUAUAUUUUGGUUUCAUCUGAUCAUAUGACAUUCUCCCAAUCCUCUUCUGGAUCAUCCAAAUGCACUCUAGCAAACUUCAGACGGGCCUGGACAUGUACUGGCUUAAGCAGGGGGACACGUCUGGCACUGCAGGAUUUGAGUCCCUGGCGGCGUAGUGUGUUACUGAUGGUAGGUUUUGUUACUUUGGUCCCAGCUCUCUGCAGGUCAUUCACUAGGUCCCCCCGUGUGGUUCUGGGAUUUUUGCUCACCGUUCUUGUGAUCAUUUUGACCCCACGGGGUGAGAUCUUGCGUGGAGCCCCAGAUCGAGGGAGAUUAUCAGUGGUCUUGUAUGUCUUCCAUAUCCUAAUAAUUGCUACCACAGUUGAUUUCUUCAAACCAAGCUGCUUACCUAUUGCAGAUUCAGUCUUCCCAGCCUGGUGCAGGUCUACAAUUUUGUUUCUGGUGUCCUUUGACAGCUCUUUGGUCUUGGCCAUAGUGGAGUUUGGAGUGUGACUGUUUGAGGUUGUGGACAGGUGUCUUUUAUACUGAUAACAAGUUCAAACAGGUGCCAUUAAUACAGGUAACGAGUGGAGGACAGAGGAGCCUCUUAAAGAAGAAGUUACAGGUCUGUGAGAGACAGAAAUCUUGCUUGUUUGUAGGUGACCAAAUACUUAUUUUCCACCAUAAUUUGCAAAUAAAUUCAUUAAAAAUCCUACAAUGUGAUUUUCUGAAUUUUGUUUCCUCAACUUGUCUGUCAUAGUUGACGUGUACCUAUGAUGAAAAUUACAGGCCUCUCUCAUCUUUUUAAGUGGGAGAACUUGCACAAUUGGUGGCUGACUAAAUACUUUUUUUCCCCCACUGUAUAUGAGGGGGGUCAUGACUGUGUGUGUGUGUGUGUGUACAGAGAGAGAGACACAGAGAGAAACAGGGAGAGAGAGAGCGAGACAGAGAAAGAAACAGAGAGAGAGACCGAGAGAGACAGAGAUGGACACAAUAGCAGGAUGAAUAGUUGUUUUAUUCCCUGUGUGUGUGCUGGAGUCAGCUGAGUGCCGAUAGAGACAGACCGAGGGAUGGGAUCUCCGCUCACAUAAAACAACAACCGUCGAUGGCCGAUCCAGUCCGGUUUGAACCUGUCACACCAGACUGAGAAGCAGACUGAGAAGUGACAACUACAGUAAUUUAACAGACCACAACCCUCUCUCUCAGCUAAAAGGCUCUAACUCUAACGGACGACAGCUCUACUGUUGGCCAAGCAAACACUCUCUGUAUGAUUUGGCAGUCCCACACUCUACUGUACCCCACUCACUUAACCGGUGAGAGAAUGAAAGACUGUCUGCAACCAUCUUCACUUUGUUUACGAAUAUUCUCUCUCUCUCUCUCUCUCUCUCUCUCUCUCUCUCUCUCUCUCUCUCUCUCUCUCUCUCUCAGUGUGCUGGCCCUGGCUACAGCCAUGCCUCUUCUGGAAGAGACCACUGUGCCCCGAGAGCAUCCCCCCACGCUGCCUGUGGUCAUCAUAGGUAUGUUUAGCUCUGACCUCUAACUCUGCCCCGAGAGGCUAGCACCCCUUCGCCACCCCACCUCGCCCGCUGUCAUCAUUCACAGGUAACCUCUGACAUCGUAAACAUUUGAUUCUCUCCUCUGUGUCUGUUUAGGUAACGGGCCAUCAGGUAUCUGCCUGUCCUACCUGCUGAGUGGCUACAAGCCCUACCUGGACCCUUCAGCUGUUCACCCAAACCCUGUUCUGUACAGGAAGCUACAGGAGACCAGACACCUGCCCAUCACCGAACAGGUAAACAUCAAAACAUUGCAUUAAACACACGUACAGCACGCACACACAGAUCACAGUUGACGAACACAUAAACAUUGAAACAUGAUAAAGUCUGUUCUCUCUGUGCAGGAUCUGGAGUAUCUGAGUGAGGGUCUGGAGGGGCGGUCAGGAAACCCUGUAGCGGUGCUGUUUGACACCCUGCUGCACCCCAAUGCUGACUUUGGCUACGAGUUUCCCCCUGUGCUACAGUGGAGACGAGACAAGCAGCAGCACGUCCCUCACCUGGUGCUGGGCAGGGCUACGCCUGGAGGAGCCUGGCACGUGAGUUAUCCCUAAACCGCUUAUACCCUCCUUUCCCAUUCAUUUACCCAGAGCUAUGCCUGUGAAACCUGGCAAGACUUCACCCCUAAACAUCAACCCCAAAAUCUCCUCAUCCCUUUGUUCUAAUGCUAAACCUAAACUCCAUUCUUUAAAUCCUCACCUCCAAUCCUCUCUCUUUUAAUCUCUCUCUUCUAGGUGAUGGAGGGCUCCAUGCUGACCAUCAGCCUGGGCAUCUGGAUGGAACUGCCAGGGAUCAACUACCGAGACCUGACUAACAAUGGGAAACGCAGGUACUGACAGAGAGGGAGGGAGAUAUGAGAGGCUGCAAUGAAGUGAAAUAGAUUGAAAACAAUGCGACAGCUUAAAUGUCCUUAAUACUGUAACAGAGUUUACUAAAGGAUAUUUUGUUUGACAACGAGUGCUCUUCCUCUCUCUUCUCUCUCUCCAGGGGAGUGACCAACGACCGAGCCACUCCAGAGGAGAUCUCGUCUUACUACCGUAACUACGUCAAGCUGAUGGGCCUGAAGAAGAACUUUGUUGACAACACCUACGUGACCUCUGUGCAGAAACUUCUCCGUGGUCACGAGGGGGAGGGUCUAGAGAAUGGUCAUGGAGGGGAAGGGGGUUUGGGGGAGGGGGGAAAGGGGGUGUACGAGGGGAGGGAGGGUGAGGGUGUAGACGAAGGGGGAGGUGGGGGCCUGUGGGAGGUGAGGGGGUACCAGCAGGUGCAGGGCGACACCCAUGUUCCUUUCUGCCUGUUUUCGGAGAAUGUAGUUCUGGCCACGGGCGCGUCUGAUUCGCCAGCUCGGCUGGGUGUGGAGGGGGAGGAGCUUCCCUUUGUGUUCCACAGCAUCUCUGCCCUGGGAUUGGCUGUGAGCCGGAAGAAGCUUGGGCCGAACUCUGACCCUGUGCUGAUCGUGGGGGCGGGGUUAAGCGCGGCGGAUGCGGUUUUGUGUGCUUGUAACAACAACAUUUCUGUGCUGCAUGCCUUCCGCAAACACGUAGACGACCCAGGCCUCAUCUUUAAACAGCUACCCAAGACUCUCUACCCGGAAUACCACAAGGUCUACCACAUGAUGCACUCCCAGACACACGCAACACCAAACAUGGCUGCCACCUCCACCAACAAUGGCCUUCCCAGCAUGGCCGCCUCAGUCUGCUCCAAGAUGUGCUCCAAGCCCCAACCUCCCACAAGUAACAUGACCGCCGGUGGUGGUCCUGUUCUGUUCCCUGACUACACCAGCUUCCCAGAGCACUGCGUGGUGUCCUUCCAGCCAGACAUGAAGUGUGUCCUGCAGGGGAGCAACUCCCUCAAGGCCUUUAAGAUCUCCAUGGCCCUGGUGCUGAUCGGCACCCACCCCAACCUGUUCUUCCUCAAGGGCCAGGGCCAGUACCUGGGACUGGACCCCACCAAGCCCAUCUCCUGCAAGCAGAACCCCAUGGACGUGCACCCCUACACCUUCGAGUGCACCAAGGACCCAGGACUGUUCGCCAUGGGCCCGCUGGUUGGAGACAACUUUGUUCGCUUCCUAAAGGGCGGUGCUCUAGGCAUUGCCUCCUGCCUGCUCAAGAGACUGAAGAAGAAAGGCAAGCUGAUCGCAGACAGGGGAGGAGGAGGAGAGUUUAUCUAG
This is a messenger RNA of Coregonus sp. 'balchen', 5061 nucleotides long. The record is from the annotation of a GenBank genome assembly. Lineage: Eukaryota; Metazoa; Chordata; Actinopteri; Salmoniformes; Salmonidae.